GCGCGGUAUUUGAAUCCCGUAACAAGGAGACAUUGCGAAGAUCCUAAGCAGAGCAGGCUGGAGUGCAGAGCUAACGGCGCCGCGGAAGCUUCUCUCCACCAUCUCCGGUCCUCGUCCCUCCCUGGGUCGGGCUGGCACUCUUGCCUGUCCCUUCCCCCAUGGCGCUACUCCGACGCCCGACGGUGUCCACUGAUUUGGAGAAUGUAGACACGGGAGUUAAUUCUAAAGCUAAGAGUCAUGUGACAAUGAGGCGGGCAGUUUUAGAAGAAAUUGGAAAUAGAGUUACGACCAGACCUCCACACAUAGCUAAGAAAACUCAGAACACCAAAAUACCUGUUCAACCCACCAAAACAAAUGUCAACAAACAACUGAAACCCACUGCUUCCGUGAAACCAGUACAGAUGGAAAUGUUGGCUCCAAAGGGUCCUGCUCCCCCAGCGGAGGAUAUCUCCAUGAAGGAAGAGAACCUCUGCCAAGCUUUCUCUGAUGCCUUGCUCUGCAAAAUCGAGGAUAUUGAUAAUGAGGACUGGGAGAACCCUCAGCUCUGCAGCGACUACGUUAAGGAUAUCUACCAGUAUCUAAGGCAGCUUGAGGUUCUGCAAUCCAUAAAUCCACGCUUCUUAGAUGGAAGGGAGAUAAACGGACGCAUGCGCGCCAUCCUGGUGGACUGGCUGGUGCAAGUCCACUCCAAGUUUAGGCUGCUGCAGGAGACCCUGUACAUGUGCGUCGCCAUCAUGGAUCGAUUUUUACAGGUUCAACCGGUUUCCCGUAAGAAGCUUCAACUGGUUGGGAUUACGGCUCUGCUCUUGGCUUCCAAAUAUGAAGAGAUGUUUUCACCAAAUAUCGAAGACUUUGUUUACAUCACAGACAAUGCUUAUACAAGCUCCCAAAUCCGAGAAAUGGAAACAUUGAUUUUGAAAGAACUGAAAUUUGAGUUGGGUCGACCUUUGCCACUGCACUUCUUAAGGCGGGCCUCAAAAGCUGGGGAGGUCGAUGUGGAACAGCAUACUUUAGCCAAAUACCUGAUGGAGCUGACUCUCAUUGACUAUGACAUGGUGCAUUAUCACCCUUCGAAGGUGGCAGCGGCUGCAUCCUGCCUGUCCCAGAAAGUUAUAGGCCAAGGAAAAUGGAACUUAAAACAGCAGUAUUACACUGGAUACACAGAGAAUGAAGUAUUGGAAGUCAUGCAGCACAUGGCCAAAAAUGUCGUGAAAGUUAACGAAAACUUAACGAAAUUCAUCGAACGCCUGGCCCACUGGGUUGAGGGCUACCAGAAGCAGCCCUCACAGUAUGCCUCUCCUUCAAAGGCAUGGUGGGGACCAGGAAUGUCAGUCCUAAGGGGCCACCACUGGAAAACAAAAACGGGUCUGUGACACCUUGUUAAUGUUGAAACUUGGAAUGCAUUUUCCUAUUUCAUGGGUUACUAUUUGUUGUUUUUUUUUGGCGGGCAGUUGAUCACAUUUAGCAUUAUUCUCUAAGUGUGAAUGCAUUCACAGUCUCCAACCACUAAAAACAAAACCAAAACACAUAAAAUAAAUGAGUGUCUUACAGCAA
Molecule: messenger RNA, 1554 nt
Organism: Herpailurus yagouaroundi (jaguarundi)
Lineage: Eukaryota; Metazoa; Chordata; Mammalia; Carnivora; Felidae
Gene: CCNB2
Product: cyclin B2
Exons: 9
Coding region: 159-1373 (404 amino acids)
Biological process (GO): mitotic cell cycle phase transition
Molecular function (GO): cyclin-dependent protein serine/threonine kinase regulator activity
Source: RefSeq, a predicted model, not a curated record